ACGGAUAAAGUUCCAGAGCUGCUCUCUCUCUCACUGUCACUCUCUCUGCGCCGAAGAGAAAGGGUAAAUCCAGAAAAAUGCUAGCAAACCCUAGCUUCCAUGGCAGACCUUCUCCUCUCUCUUUACAACCCCCUCGCAAUCGAAGCCUCUCCUUCUCAUCCUUUUGUCCUGCCUUCUCAUAUUCCAGAACCCUUCCAUUCCCUUCCCUCUCAUCGAUUUUGCACAGAAACCCUAAGAAAUUUCGAACCAAAGCUUUGACGGACUCCAAACAACCUGGAACCAGCGAUUCCUUCGACAAGGCAAAUUUCGCACCGCGACCAUGCUCCGUCAAGAUCCCCGUCGGAGACAGACACAUCGUGGUUGAGACGGGUCUUAUUGGAAGACAAGCCAGUGGGUCUGUUACCAUAACUGAUGGGGAAACCAUUAUCUACACAUCUAUUUGUUUGGCCGAUGUUCCAAGUGAACCUUCUGAUUUCUUCCCUCUCUCAGUAAAUUAUCAAGAGCGCUUCUCUGCUGCAGGUCGUACAAGUGGCGGUUUCUUCAAACGAGAAGGGAGGGCAAAAGAUCAUGAGGUUCUUACUUGUAGAUUGAUAGAUAGACCCUUGCGUCCAACAAUGCCGAAGGGCUUCUACCAUGAAACUCAGAUAUUAUCUUGGGUUUUGAGCUAUGAUGGUUUGCACUCUCCUGAUUCUUUGGCAGUCACAGCAGCUGGAAUAGCAGUAGCUCUUUCAGAAGUCCCAAACUCCAAAGCAAUUGCUGGGGUCCGAAUUGGCCUAGUUGAUGAUAAGUUUAUUAUCAACCCAACUACCAGAGAGAUGGAAAAGUCAGAAUUGGACUUACUGCUAGCUGGGACAGAUAGUGCCAUAUUGAUGAUAGAGGGCUAUUGCAAUUUUCUUACAGAGGAGAAGUUAUUGCAAGCUGUGGAGGUUGGGCAGGUUGCUGUACGCGCAAUAUGCAAUGAGGUGGAGGCUCUGGUUAAGAUGUGUGGAAAGCCAAAGAUGCUUGAAGCAAUUAAGUUGCCUCCUCCUGAGCUAUAUAGGCAUGUUGAAGAAAUUGCUGGUGAUGAAUUGGUCAAGGUACUACAGAUAAGGAACAAAAUACCUAGAAGAAAAGCUCUUUCUGCACUGGAAGAGAGGGUUUUAACCAUUCUUACAGAGAAUGGAUAUGUUGCUAAGGAUGAACAACCUUCAGGUACGACCGAAGUGGAACCUGAUAUUUGUGAGGAGGAAGAUGAGGAUGAUGUAGUGAUUGUGGAUGGUGAAGUCGAUGAAGGUGACAUCCAUAUAAAGCCAGUUUCACGAAAACCAAUUCCCUUGUUAUUUUCUGAAGUAGACGUCAAGCUGGUUUUUAAGGAAGUCACAUCCAAAUUCUUGCGUAGACGGAUCGUGGAGGGUGGAAAAAGAAGUGAUGGACGAAGUCCGUCUGAAUUGCGUUUAAUCAGCUCACAAUGUGGAUUACUUCCAAGAGCACAUGGAAGCGCACUUUUUACACGUGGAGAAACACAGUCUCUUGCAGUGGCUACUCUUGGAGACAAACAAAUGGCACAAAGGAUAGACAACCUUGUGGACGAAGAUGAAGUGAAGAGAUUCUAUCUUCAGUAUUCCUUUCCACCAUCAUGUGUGGGGGAAGUUGGGCGCAUGGGAGCACCUAGCAGGAGGGAAAUUGGUCAUGGAAUGCUUGCAGAAAGAGCACUUGAGCCUCUUCUACCUUCCGAAGAGGAUUUUCCUUACACCAUACGUGUUGAGAGUACAAUUACUGAGAGCAACGGUUCUUCCAGUAUGGCAUCUGUUUGUGGGGGUUGCUUAGCAUUGCAAGAUGCUGGGGUUCCUGUGAAGUGCUCUAUCGCUGGGAUAGCAAUGGGUUUGGUUUUGGACACUAAAGAAUUUGGGGGAGAUGGAACCCCACUCAUUCUCUCUGACAUUAGUGGGUCUGAAGAUGCUUCUGGAGAUAUGGAUUUAAAGGUUGCUGGUAAUGAGAAUGGCAUCACUGCAUUUCAGAUGGACAUAAAGGUGGGAGGAAUUACUUUACCUGUUAUGGAACAAGCACUUCUACAAGCAAGAGCUGGGCGGAAGCAGAUUCUUGCUGAAAUGUUGAAGUGCUCACCCCCUCCAACAAAGAAACUUUCCAAAUACGCUCCAUUGAUACUUGUUAUGAAGGUCAAACCAGAAAAAGUAAACCUUAUUAUUGGCUCUGGUGGAAAGAAGGUGAAAAGUAUUAUUGAAGAGUCUGGAGUAGAAGCUAUUGAUACACAAGAUGAUGGUGUUGUUAAAAUUACCGCAAAGGACUUGUCAAGCUUGGAGAAGUCCAAAGCCAUAAUUAGCAAUCUGACAAUGGUUCCAACCAUCGGUGAUAUUUACAGGAAUUGUGAAAUCAAAUCCAUUGCCCCUUAUGGAGUUUUUGUUGAGAUCGCACCUGGGCGUGAGGGGCUCUGUCAUAUCAGCGAGCUGAGUUCAAAUUGGUUGGCGAAGGCUGAAGAUGUUUUCAAAGUUGGAGACCGCUUGGAUGUCAAACUUAUCGAGAUAAAUGAAAAGGGUCAACUGCGCCUAAGCCACAAAGCACUACUUCCUGACACAAGCCAAGAGAAAAGCAGUGGCAAGCAGCGAUCAAGCAGCCCCGCGAAGGAAAAUGUUUCUUCCCAAAAUGCAUCCGAUAAGGGCACUUUGAGAAAAGUAGUGAGCACACCAAAGGAUGAACUCGCCAGACAGGACACAGCACAAACCCAGGAUAAGAGUGCUCCUAAAAGUGUCACAAGUUCUGAUAAGGAGGUAACUUCAGUCCAGGAUAGCAUCGCUGAUAAAACUCUACAGCAAGAGAAGGCUGUCAAGAGAUUAGUUACCCCUUCUAGAGAUGGGCCAUCUCUUAAUAAAGACAGGCAGAAGAAGAGCAGCAGUAAAGAAGUUACAGGUGUUGGGACUGCAGAUGGAGGCAACUUAGUGAAUGGAGAGACUAAAAUCGGGUAAGAAGCAUUUGAUUUCUUGGUUAAGGGACUAAAUUCAAAGGGGCAUGUCCCAUCAUCCAUGCUGCUGAAGACCAAUGGCAGAUCCUUCAAUGCUUACUGAUUAUCCAGAAUGAUCUAUUGCCUUCUGUUGGAUCUACCCAUUUCAGUGCCUGUUAGAGUUACUGUGUAACUACAAUGCCUAUACAAGUGAGAGCUACAGGAAAAGGACCGUGCUUGUGGCAUUUGAUUGUUUUGAUUUAGGGAAGGAGGGAUUAGUAUGCCUUGGGAAAAAAAGAAGUAACUGAUGGUAUCAGAAUUUUCCCCUUUUUUUCCUUGGGAAACCCAAUUUAGGAUGAUGCAUCAUACUAUGAUUUGGUACACAGGUUUGAAUUUUGUUUAUUUUUCAAAGGAAUUCAGAGGUCCUUUUCUUGUA
Magnolia sinica is the source of this 3371-nucleotide messenger RNA. RefSeq names its product probable polyribonucleotide nucleotidyltransferase 1, chloroplastic. The record is from RefSeq and is a predicted model, not a curated record. Lineage: Eukaryota; Viridiplantae; Streptophyta; Magnoliopsida; Magnoliales; Magnoliaceae. Gene Ontology annotation, cellular component: cytosol; mitochondrion; chloroplast stroma. Gene Ontology annotation, biological process: mitochondrial RNA 3'-end processing; mitochondrial mRNA catabolic process. Gene Ontology annotation, molecular function: 3'-5'-RNA exonuclease activity; polyribonucleotide nucleotidyltransferase activity; RNA binding. The transcript has 25 exons. Bases 78 to 2960 code for a protein of 960 amino acids.